GUGAGCUGUAAGCUCCACGGUAAGACCCUCUGUUACAAUGAACGGGAUAGGAAUCCGGAAAACCGCAAGAUCAUUAGCCCGGGGAAGUUCGUUGGGGUUCGGGGCACAAUUCAAGAACAGGUGGAUUGGUUGGCGCAUUAGCGGUGAUGAAUGCUCUGCGUGUGUGCCAGUGAGGAGUGUGCCUAGUUACACACGCACCCGAUACCGGUCACUGUUCAUUCUUUCAUAAGCUUUCGGGAUAGGUGGCUCGCGCUCUGAUCUACAGAGCUUUGGAGCCGAUUCUUCCUUUCUUCUGUAGGAUUUCUGGACAGUAUUUUCACUGUUUGGAUCAUUACCUGCGAGUUCUCGAUCCGGGAGGAUCUGAUCUGUACCUUUUCGGAAGUUAGCUUAGUCUUCGAGCGAAUGGAAAUGCGCUGAGAUCUUCUUUUCCGUGGAUGGUUUUCUUUCAAAGAGAGGUGAAGUCUUAGCUGUCAGCAGCUAGCCAGAGCUGCCUGUGUGUGGUGUUGGGAUUUCUUUCGCACCGUGAGCCUGCCACGAUGGUCGGCGUUUCGGCCGAUCGACCCCGUCGGACUUGGCGGGGUUUAACCUGGGAUUUGAAAGCCCUCGGGCCUUCCAGUGGGUUGGCUGGGAUGGUGUUGUGUGCCUUUGUGCUCGCUGGAGCAGUGUCGGGGGAAGGAACCGACGUCGGGGCGGAUGGAGGGCGGAUGAAACGGAUGGUGCAGACGAACGUUCGGGGUCUACAUGUGUGUCGUUCUCAGGGUGGAUACAUCUGUUGUCCGGGAUGGAAGCCAAAUCCAGGGAGUGGACUGUGCCUCACUCCUGUUUGCCGGGGCUCCUGUGGAGAGGGCGUGUGCAGUGCUCCCAACACCUGCACCCGAUGUCAACAGACACCUUAUGGGACAACAACAUGCCAGCGCACUGCACCUGCUUACAGCAGAUCGUCCUACCCAGUGCAUCCCUACAGCCAAACCCAGUAUGCCGCCCUGAACCGACAGACAUCCCAGCUGGUCUCUGCCCCCCACUAUGUCCAGGGCUACCAGACCAGUAAUAGUCCGAGAUAUCAGACCCAUGCCAUGCAAGGGUACCAGACCCGACCCUCCUACUCCACCAGUGGUGGCCGUUCCUGCAGCACGCUGGGCUGCCGGUACGGGUGCGGGUCCACAGCGACUGGCAGCACCAGCUGCACCUGCCCACCUGGGUACAUGCUGGCGUCAGAUAGGAGGAGUUGUAGAGAUGUGGAUGAAUGUUCAAGAUAUUCCGGGCUGUGCCAGCAGAACUGCAGAAACACUCUAGGCGGAUACCAGUGUUCUUGCACCACAGGGCAUCUAAUGAACAACAGGAGAACGUGCUCAGACAGCAGAGGUUGCACCACCUGUAGGGGUGGCAUGCCUGCCCCGGGGCCUGUCACCCUCCCUGGCAGCGGUUCCUGCCCUGCUGGCUUCCAGCCACAGAGAACGUCACAAGGCAUACGCUGUGUGGAUAUUGAUGAAUGUCGGAGCUCCCAGUGUGACCAGGAGUGCAUCAACACCGAGGGCGGUAUGCGAUGUGAAUGUGGGCCUGGGUUCACUCUCUCACCUGAUGGCCAGGGAUGUACAGAUAUUGAUGAGUGUGCACGCAGUGACUGGCAGCCCUGCCAUCAUACCUGCAUCAACUCAAGGGGGAGCUUCAGGUGCUCCUGCCAACCUGGAUAUUACCUGCACCAAAAUGGACGGUCCUGCUUAGAUGUGAAUGAGUGCACCCAGGGAGGGGGACAGGUUUGUCACCAUAUCUGUCAGAACACCCAUGGGAGCUACCGCUGCUCUUGCCGUCCAGGAUUUGAACUCCAAUCAGACGGAACAACUUGCCGGGAUAUUGAUGAGUGCAGCCAGGGAUCGAAUGGCUGUUCUGGGAGCUGCAUCAACACGAUUGGCUCAUACCAAUGUAGCUGCACGCAGGGCUACACCAACAGAGGUGGAACAUGUGUGGACAUUGACGAGUGUCAGAUGAGCAAUGGUGGAUGUGAGCAACUCUGCGUCAACACCCAAGGGAGCUUCCUGUGCUCCUGUCGCCAAGGUUACACACUCAACAGUGAUGCCAGGACCUGCACGGAUGUGGAUGAGUGCGGGCAGUUUUCCGGGCGGGUCUGCGAGCAUGGCUGUGAGAAUGUUGAUGGCACGUACCAGUGCAGGUGUCCUUCGGGGUUCAGGCUGCAUGCCAACAAGCAGAACUGCAUUGAUAUCAACGAGUGCGUAGAGCAGCAAGGCGUGUGCCACUACCGAUGCGUUAACACCAGGGGAUCCUACCACUGCAUCUGUCCUCCGUCAUUCCAGCUGGCUGCUGACGGUAGAAUGUGUGACGAUGUGGAUGAGUGUACAGUAAGCAAUCAUGGUUGCCAGGGUGGAUGCGAGAACACCAUGGGCAGCUACCACUGCACAUGUGCAGAAGGACAGCUGGGCACCGGUGAUCUCUACUGUGGUAAACAGCCAAGUGGAUGUACAAGUGACAUGUGCUCCCACAAGUGUGUGGACACAGGAGUUGGCCACCAGUGUAUGUGCCCCAGGGGAUACCAGUUACACAGUGGAGGUCGCCAUUGUGAAGAUAAAAAUGAGUGCCUGGAGGUUGGAAAGGGUGGUUGCCAGCAUCAGUGCACCAACACCAUGGGCAGCUACUACUGCUCCUGUUACCCCGGCUACCGGCUCCACUAUGACAGGAAACACUGCGUGCCCAGCCCGGGCUGCAACACGUGUAACGUCUGCCCCGCGGGAUUCCGCAUGAAUACGCAGACUCGACGGUGCGAAGAUGUUGACGAGUGUUCAUCACCGCCCAACCACUGCGGCACCACACGCUGCUCUCCGAACAGAGCAGUGUGCUCGCACAAUUGCAUCAACACCGUCGGCAGUUACUCCUGCACCUGCAGGCCCGGCUAUCUGAUACAGCCCGAUGGGUACACCUGUGCACAAGAUGGACCUGUGUGUUCCCCUCCCUGUCGCAAUGGAGGUACAUGUCGCUACUCCAGGCAGUGUGGAGGAAACACGUACAACUGUCGAUUUACUGAGUGCACAUGUCGGGCUGGAUUCACAGGACCUCACUGCGAAAAUGUCUUACCUACCUCCUGCCAGCCACCCUGCAUGAACGGCGGUCAGUGUGUGGACGGCAUCUGCCAGUGCACGGCAGGCUUCACUGGACCCUCCUGCUCCUCAGACAAGAAUGAGUGUUUGAACCACCGGUGUGAGCAUCACUGCCAGAACACGUUUGGUAGCUUCCAGUGUCUCUGCCGAGGAGGCUACACAAUCAACGCAGACGGAGAGACAUGCAGCGAGAUUGGCUGUUUCCCACCUUGCAUGAAUGGAGCCACAUGUGUCAACAAGGCGUGCGUUUGCCCAGAGGGCUUCAGUGGUCCCAACUGCCAGACAGACAUCAAUGAGUGUGCAACCGACAAUGGCGGCUGUGAGUACAUAUGCAGGAACACGUACGGCAGCUAUGUGUGUUUCUGCCCACGAGGUGCAACACUAAGUCCAGACAAGCACUCUUGUUCAGGAGUAACUUGCAGCCCGCCAUGUAAUAACAAUGGCACGUGCGUGAACAGGAUGUGCCGUUGCCCACCCGGUUUCACCGGCCCCACUUGUCUACAAGACAUCAAUGAGUGUAAUACUGACAACCCCUGUGCCUACCAGUGCCUGAACACGUAUGGCAGUUACGAGUGCGUCUGCCCAGACGGAACACAGCUUGGUGAUGACCGGAGAUCAUGUGAAGACUUGUUUGACUGCAUUCCUCCGUGUCAGAAUGGAGGCACGUGUCGGUCUGGUACCUGCAUCUGCCCGGAGGGCUUCACCGGACCAACAUGCACCACUGAUAUCGAUGAAUGCCAGGACCCAACCCGCUGCACGUUCCAGUGCAACAACUACUACGGCGGCUAUCAGUGUCUCUGCCCGCUGGGUUUCAUGCUUGGGGAAGACGGGAGAAAGUGUGUAGUCAAGAAUGAGUGUCCCCAAAGCAACUGA
Acanthaster planci (crown-of-thorns starfish) is the source of this 3980-nucleotide messenger RNA. RefSeq lists its product as uncharacterized. Lineage: Eukaryota; Metazoa; Echinodermata; Asteroidea; Valvatida; Acanthasteridae. Gene Ontology annotation, molecular function: calcium ion binding; signaling receptor binding. The record is from RefSeq and is a predicted model, not a curated record. Gene Ontology annotation, cellular component: cell surface; extracellular region. Gene Ontology annotation, biological process: anatomical structure development.